AUGGAGGUACCGCCUGUUCGAAGCGAUGCAACGGCUGACCAUACAAAAUUUAGCGAAGCAAGCCAGCAAAGACCGUAUCUGGGACCACCCCGGCAGAGCUCGCGCAAUCCCAAAACAUGUGCACGCUGUAAUCAGAUUAUAAUGCGCGGGUCUCUUAAGGCACUAGGAAAAUACUAUCACGAAAACUGUUUUGUAUGCCACGAUUGUGGAAAAGUGUGCAAGCCAAAGUACUUCCCAUUUGAAGAUCCAAAAACGAAACAGCUGAUACCAUUGUGCCAGCAGGAUUAUUUUAAACGUAACAACCUGUUAUGCCAUGUAUGUGGCCAUGCACUAAGAGGAGUCUACUACAAUGCUUUCGGAAAAUUAUAUGACGAAGAGCAUUUUUGUUGCAAGAUCUGUAAGGAAAGAUGUGGAGUGAACACCUGCUUCAAUUACAAGGACGAUCUUUAUUGCAAAUUUCACUUCCUGAAGUACUUUUCAAAUCGAUGUAAGGGUUGUAACUAUCCUAUAUCGGACCAAUACAUCGAAUUUCCCCGGGGUGAAGAAGUACACCGUUGGCACCCGGAGUGCUAUGGCGUUCACAAAUACUGGCACGUCAACUUGCCUCCCGAAGCGGUCGGACUACAACAGAUUCAGGUCGCGGAUCCCGAGAACAUCUCCGAAUCUGAAAAGCACGGCAUAAGUCGUGCUGAUCUGGAAAGGUCUGUAAUUUCUUUCAGCAAGCUCGUAUCCAAGACGUGGUCUGUGCUCUAUCGAUUCGAAGAGGAAACAGCUGUGUGUGUAUCUGACAUGUUUCAGUAUUUGACAAGUUUCGAUCAGUUGAAGGGCCUUAAUUCUGCUGCUCUUUUUGUUCUCAAAAUUGAAUGUCAGUUCAAGGCGCUAGAUUCUUUAGAGUCUCUUUUCGCUCAUAGUACGUUUGAUGGCGUGCUACUCCACAAUGGUACAAAUAAUCAAGACCAGGACUUAAAUCCAGUGGACCUAGGCUCAGGAUCACUAAUAAAAUAUGCGAAACUACCCCGUAACCUAUCCACGAAAGUCAUGAUCUAUCUCCAACUCCUGCGAAAGCUGAGUUCCGCAUCAAAAGAAAGGGACGUGAGCGUAUCGUCCCUCAUGUCAGUGAUUACUGGUGUUGCUCAUUUUUUAAAGCUGCUGGUUCGAUAUGGGUUACAGAUCGCCCUCGAUAGAAACAAGUCAGCGCACUCGGCAAACGCCCUGAUAAAGUACCUGCGUGAGAUCGAAAAAAACGAAAUUAUUGAAGGCGAGCCCUUUAGAUUCAUUAAUGUCGGUAUCGAUGCUACUGAUUGCUGCCCGGUGUGUGGUAAGUACAUUCAAGAGGAGUGCAUACAGUUCAAAAACAUCAGAUGGCACAAAACCUGUUUUCAAUGUUCCGCAUGCGAGAAGGAUAUCGAUUCAUUUGGAGUUGCAGACGCAGCAUUUAACAGCAAGACCAAGUCUGUGUUGUGUGCACAGUGUGCCGUGGGCGAUCCGGAGUCUUCCACGGGCUUCUCCCCUGUAACAAAACUGUCACAGCUUAUUUUUCUUCUAAAGAUCGCUCUUGUUCGGUCUAAGGCUGUGAUGGAAAUACAACUGAAAAACAGAGAAACGCUCAAGCGCUCAAAUAGUGUUAAAGAAUCGAUUUCCAUGCAACAAACUUAUAUCAGAACACUAAAUGAUAUCAAAAGAUUGAAGUCUAGAAGACAGAGUGUUCCACUCACUACCACUAAUAAACAAGAAGCACGCCGGUCGCGCAUUCUUGAAACGUCUGAGAUGGACAUCAAAGAGAAUAUACCUGAAGAAAAGUCCCUUGUUAUUCAAACCGAUAAGAGCACAGGGCGCGAAACUGAAAACCAAAACAUGUUCAAUAGCACUAAGACCUUGACGCUGGAUGAUAUAUCCCGUAUUGUGGCAGCUGAGCAAGCGAGGGAACUAAGGCCUAAUGCAUUUACGCAUUUUAAAAAGCUGAAAGAUAAUGAUGAGGAUGAAAUUAAUCUCGUUAACAAUAAGAGUGGGGUAUACUAUUCUGAGCUAAAAUCUGAAGAUCAAUAUUUGAUAAAAUUGAUCUCCCUGUCUUUGAUAGAUUUACAUGCCGGAAGCGUCAUCGGCGACACAUCUGUCGUCAACAGGCUCGUUCCACAGCCGCCGCAAAGGAACCAAAAAAGUACGAACAAUUUUUGGUCAAAAAUGAGGACAAUAAUGAGUAAGGACGGCAAAAGACAUUUAGCGACUGGUGUCUUCGGUACGUCCCUGGAAUUACUGACCAUGCAAUGGGGUGCAGACUCUGAACUGGGCAUUGGCCCUGCAAAAAUCAAGAUACCUAUUAUUGUCGAUGAGCUGAUAUCUUCUUUGAGGCAACUCGAUAUGUCAGUAGAAGGUGUUUUCAGAAAAAAUGGUAAUAUCCGAAAACUGCGAGAAUUGUCCACUGCUAUUGACGAGAGCCCUUCGGAGGUUCCUGACAUCUCCAAAGAAAAUGCGGUUCAGCUUUCGGCGCUGCUGAAAAAGUUCUUGAGAGAGCUUCCAGACCCACUUCUAACGUCAAAAUUGUACGACUUAUGGAUUCAGGUCGCGAAGGUUGAGUCAGAUCUUGAAAGGCACAAGUAUUUUGGACUUUUGUAUGCAUUAUUGCCCACUUUCAAUCGAAACGUGGCAGAAGUGCUCUUUUCAUUUUUGCACUGGACGUCAUCGUUCUCUCACAUCGACUCUCAAAUGGGCUCCAAAAUGGAUAUUCACAACCUUUCCACGGUAAUGGCUCCAAAUAUUCUCUAUCAGCAAGGCACAACCAGUAACCAACCUACGGUGCACGGUGGUGCGAUUCAUAACACGUACAAUGAUGCCUUUGCUCAAAACGAGGGCGAAAACUACUUCCUCGCCAUCGAAGUCAUUGACUAUCUUAUUAAUCACAAUGAAGACUUAGCAGUUGUACCGAAGUACAUGGUCGCACUUCUUGAAGCUGUGAAGAAACAACAGUCGCCAGAUUUUGAAAUAGUUAAGAAAAUUGUGGCGAGUCAGAGCACAUCUAAUGGUUUGAACUUUGAAGACUAUGGCCUCGUUGAGCCCGUUAAAAUGAAGGAGUCAGCAUCCGUCGCGAAAGUUGAAUACAAAGCAAAUGAAGCGGCGUGA
Molecule: messenger RNA, 3117 nt
Organism: Lachancea sp. 'fantastica'
Lineage: Eukaryota; Fungi; Ascomycota; Saccharomycetes; Saccharomycetales; Saccharomycetaceae
Source: the annotation of a GenBank genome assembly